CGCACGUCGUCCCGUGAACAUCGGCGUGUGAAAAAAUAUCAUUUUUAGUUGUAUAAUUACUAAUUAGUAAAAAAAAAUGUGUCAUUCAUUAAGAAGUGCGCAAAUCAUCUAAUAUUGUAUUUUGUUAUUAUUAUAGGAAAACACCGGCUGGCCAGUAUAAUACGCUCUAUAAAUUGUAUGUUCACUGUUGACGUCGUAGAUCAUAUAAUAUUAUAUUCGUCAUUUUGACAAACUAUAAUAUAGCUAAUUUUAUCUUAACCAUCAAAUAUGAGGCCGGGAAUCAAAUGGGUGCUUGUACUUGUUUUGGUGGCUGUCACAGCCGUUAGAAUCAUAACAAUUAUGGUCAAUCGUACAAAGGAAUUGGAAAGAAUUCACGAAGACGAACAACUUACGGAAAUUCCAUCAGCAGGUCUUUUAAUGCUUAAUUCGAGUAUGAUGGCACUUAAACCAUGGAAAUCUACACUUCGCUUAUCACCGUACGUUCGCCCGCAGCAAUACUCCAUUAAUCUGUACCCAAACAUUAAACAAGAAGGAAUAUUUAUUGGUUCAGUUAAUAUAACAAUUAUAUUGGAUACUGCUCAAAGUUACAUUAAACUACAUUCAAAAGGAUUGAGAAUCAAAGAAACGAAACUCAAUUCAAGUCCUGUAACAGCGUUUUCAUAUCCACAACAUGAAUUUUGGGUUGUGGUACCUAAUGAAGAACUAAGUGCUGGGGAAUACAAAUUACAAAUAUCAUUUGAAGGUAGUUUAUUGAGCAAAACAAUUGGAUUGUAUCGAAGCGUUUAUGAAAGUUCAACAAGCCAUAGAAAACAUUUUAUGGCCACUUCGCUCUUCGAACCAACUUAUGCGCGGUUAGCUUUUCCAUGUUUUGACGAGCCUCAACUAAAAUCAAAAUUUAAAAUUAGUUUGAUCCGACCAUCCGGCAAUAACUACAUAGCAUUAUCUAAUAUGAACCAAGAGUCUGAAGAGCUCAAUGUACCUUCCAAUGGAUUAACUACGGUACAUUUUGCUAACACUGUACCAAUGUCUACGUAUCUUGCUUGUUUCAUUGUAUGCGAUUUUCAAUCACUUGAACCUGUAAAAGCAGAUCAAGGAUUUCCGUUAACAGUUUAUGCCAGAAGUGGUCAAUUCGAAAAUAUGAAAUAUGCUCAACAUGUGGGUCUCAAGGCAAUUAAUUAUUACGUCAAUUAUUUUGGCAUUCAAUACCCAUUACCAAAAUUGGAUCUGAUAACAAUACCAGAUGAUUUUCUUUCUGGAGCAAUGGAAAAUUGGGGUCUUGUGACAUUUCAAGAAAGGAGAGUUUUGUGUAAUGAAAUUAAUAGUUCUAUUGAUGACCAAGAGACAAUCUCGUUUAUUGUUGCUCAUGAAUUGGCUCAUAUGUGGUUUGGAAAUCUCGUUACUAUGAAAUGGUGGAAUGACUUAUGGCUUAACGAAGGGUUUGCCACUUACAUGAAAUACAAAGCAUCGCAAGUUGUCCACCCUGAUUGGGAUGUUGACACAUCAUUUCUAAUUCAUAGUCUCCAUCCUGUACAAUAUCUAGAUAAUAAACUUAGUUCUCGUGCUAUAGUACAAGAUGUUUCUGAUCCCCAACAAAUAUCCGCAAUGUUUAAUCUCAUAUCUUACUCUAAAGGUUCUUCUGUAAUACGAAUGUUAGAAGGAAUGUUGGGUGAAGAGGUAUUCAGAAUUGGGGUAAGCGCAUAUUUAAAACGUUUUGCAUUCAACAAUGCUGAAACUGAUGAUUUAUGGGCAGAAUUAAAAACAGCAACUCAAAAUACUGUUGAUGUUAAAAAGCUUAUGGAUACAUGGACACGUCAAGCAGGGUUCCCAGUAGUAUCGGCUGUACGGAAUGGAACUAAACUUACUUUAAAGCAGCAAAGAUUUUUGUCCGAUCCAAAUACUAAUUUAUCAAAUCACUCAUCUCCAUAUAAUUACAAAUGGGAAAUACCAAUCACUUAUACCACUUCAAACAAUAAUACUGUACAUAAGUUUUGGUUAUCUCAAGACGAGGAUUCAAUUACGAUUGACGUACCUGUUGCUGAGUGGAUAAAACUAAAUCAUAGACAAGUUGGAUAUUACAUCAUAAACUAUACAGAAAGUGAUUGGGGUUUACUUAACAAUUUGUUGAAAAUAAAUGUCAAUGCAUUAAGUGCUGCUGACCGUUCAAAUCUUAUUCACGAUGCCUUCAGUUUGGCAUAUGCUAAUUACUUACCAUAUGGCAUUGCGUUAAACAUGACAAACUAUUUAUCUUUGGAACAUCAUUAUGUUCCUUGGGAUGUAGCUACUACAAACUUUAAGAGAUUAAGCGAACAUUUAUAUCAACGUCCUACACAUAAAAACCUUGAAAAAUACGUACAACAAUUAUUGGGGAGUAUAAAAGAAGAUAUUUGGAAUGAUUCAAGUUAUAGAAACUUAUUACAACGUAAGUAUCGAGCAGUUAUUUUCAAAUUAGGAUGUUCAUAUGGUUUACCAAGCUAUCAAAAAAAAGUAUACGAAUUAUUUAGAAGAUUUUUGAUUGAUAAAAUCAAACCACAUCCAGAUAUUAGAUCCACUGUUUAUUACUAUGGAAUGUCUCAGGGAAAUGCUAGUGAAUGGAAUAAUUUGUGGGACUUAUUCUUAAAUGAAAAAGAUCCUCAGGAAAAAAAUAACUUUAUGCAAGCAUUGACUGCCUCAAAAGAAACAUCAAUAUUAACUAGACUAUUGCAACAUGCAAAAAAUGAGAAUCAUGUUAGUUCCCGAGAUUAUUUAAAAAUCAUAUUACUUAUAAACCGUCAACCUUUUGGAACUCAAUUCGUAUGGAACUUUUUGAGGGAGAAUUGGCAGUACUUGAAUGAUCGAUUUUUCUUUUUUGAUAUGCAACUUAGAAAUCUCAUUCCUUCAGUUUGUUCUAGUUUCAAUACACAAGAACAUAUUAGAGAAAUGAACAUAUUUUUUGAUGAACAUCCAGGCGCUGUACCUAGAAAUAAAGGACGAAAGUCUGUACUUGAAGUUGUAUCUAACAAUAUUAAAUGGUUAGAAAAACACGAAGCUGUUAUCAGUAAUUGGUUGAAUAUGACGCCAGUAAUAAAAUGGGUAUUUGUACUUGUAUUGGCGACCGUCACAACCGUAACACUUCUAACAGUUCUUAACAAUCAUAUGAAGGAAUUGGAAUGGAUUCCAGAAAACGAAAAGCUUACAGAAAUUCCAUCAGCAAGUCUUUUAAUGCUUAAUUCGAGUAUAAUGGCACUUAAACCGUGGAGAUCUACACUUCGCUUAUCCCCAUACGUACGCCCGCAGCAAUAUUUCAUUCAUCUGUACCCAAAUCUCGAAGAAGGUUCAUUUACUGGUUCAGUCAAUAUAACAAUAAUAUUAGAUACCCCUCAAAGUUACAUUAAACUACAUUCAAAAGGAUUGGAUAUCAAAAAAACUAAACUCAAUUCCAGUUCUGUACCAGCGUUUCCAUACCCACAACAUGCAUUUUGGGUUGUGGUACCUAAUGAAGAACUAAGUGCUGGGGAAUACAAAUUACAAAUAUCAUUUGAAGGUAGUUUAUUGAGCAAAACAAUUGGACUGUAUCGUAGCGUUAAUGAAAGUUCAACAAGCCAUGGAAAACAUUUUAUGGCCACUUCAUUUUUUGAACCAACUUAUGCGCGAUUUGCGUUUCCAUGUUUUGAUGAGCCUCAACUGAAAUCAAAAUUUAAAAUUAGUUUAACUCGACCAUCUGGUGAUAACUUUAUAGCAUUAUCCAAUAUGAACCAAGAGUCUGAAGAGCUCAAUGUACCUUCCAAUGGAUUAACUACGGUACAUUUUGGUAACACUGUACCAAUGUCUACGUAUCUGGCUUGUUUCAUUGUAUGCGAUUUUCAAUCACUUGAACCUGUGAAAACAGAUCAAGGAUUUCCGUUAACAGUUUAUGCCAGAAGUGGUCAAUCUGAAAAUAUGAAAUAUGCUCAACAUGUAGGUAUCAAGGCAAUUAAUUAUUUCGUAAACUAUUUCGGCAUUCAAUACCCAUUACCAAAAUUAGAUCUGAUAUCGAUCAAAGAUUUUCGUUCUUUAGCAAUGGAAAAUUGGGGUCUUGUGACAUUUCAAGAGACGAAAGUUUUGUUUAAUGAAAGUAAUAAUUCUAUUGAUGACCAAGAGACAAUCGCUUUUACUGUUGCUCAUGAACUAGCUCAUAUGUGGUUUGGAAAUCUUGUUACUAUGAAAUGGUGGAACGACAUAUGGCUUAACGAAGGGUUUGCCUCUUACAUGGAAUAUAAAGCUUCACAUGUGGUUCACCCUGAUUGGGAUGUAGACACAUCAUUCAUAAUUAAUUCUCUACAAUCGGUACUAUAUGUAGAUAGUAAACUUAGCUCUCAUGCUAUAGUGAAAGAUGUUUCUGAUCCCCAUCAAAUUACCAAAAUGUUUGAUGGCAUAUCAUAUUUUAAAGGUUCCGCUGUUAUACGAAUGCUAGAAGGACUGUUGGGUGAAGAAGUAUUCAGAAUUGGCGUUAGCACAUAUUUAAAACGUUUCGCAUUUAAAAAUGCUGAAACUGAUGAUUUAUGGACAGAGUUACAAACGGCGACUCAAAAUACAGUCAAUGUUAAAAAGGUUAUGGACACGUGGACACGUCAAGCAGGAUUCCCAGUAGUAUCGGCAAUACGGAAUGGAACUAAACUAACUUUAAAGCAGCAACGAUUUUUGUCCAACCCAAAUACUGAUUCGUCAAAUGACUCAACUCCAUAUAAUUAUAAAUGGGAAAUACCAAUCACUUAUACCACUUCAACUAAUAAUACUGUACAUAAGGUUUGGUUAUCCAAAGACGAAGAUUCAAUUACUAUUGACAUACCUGAUUCUGAAUGGAUAAAACUAAAUCAUAGACAAGUUGGAUAUUACAUUAUAAACUAUUCUGAGAGUGAUUGGUGUUUACUUAACAAUUUAUUAGAAAAAAAUGUUGAUGCCUUAAGUGCGGCUGACCGUUCAAAUCUUAUUCACGAUGCCUUCAGUUUGGCAAAUGCUAAUUACUUACCUUAUGGAAUUGCGUUAAAUAUAACAAAAUAUUUAUCAUUGGAACAUCAUUACGUUCCUUGGAACGUAGCUGCUACUAACUUAAAAACAUUAAGUCAAAAUUUAUAUCAACGCCCGGCACAUAAACACCUUGAAAAAUAUAUACAACAUUUAUUGGGAAGUAUAAAAGAAGAUAUUUGGAAUGAGUCAAGUGAUAAAAACUUCAUACAACGUAAGCUUCGAGCAGUUAUUUUCAAAUUAGGAUGUGUACAUGGUUUACCAAGCUAUCAACAAAAAGUAAACGAAUUAUUUAGAAGAUUUUUGAUUGAUAAAAUCAAACCACAUCCAGAUAUUAGAUCCACUGUUUAUUACUAUGGAAUGUCUCAGGGAAAUGCUAGUGAAUGGAAUAAUUUGUGGAACUUAUUCUUAAAUGAAAAAGAACCUCUUGAAAAAGAAAACUUUUUGCAUGCAUUGACUGCCUCAAAAGAAACAUUAAUAUUAACUAGACUAUUGAAACAUGCAAAAAAUGAGAGUCAUGUUAGUUCUCGAGAUUAUUUAAGAAUCAUAUUACUUAUAAACCGUCAACCUUCUGGAACUCAAUUCGUGUGGGACUUUUUGAGAGAGAAUUGGCAGUACUUGGAUGAUCAUUUUUCUUUUUUUAAUAUGCAACUUAGAAAUAUCAUUCCUUCAGUUUGUUCUAAUUUCAAUACGCAAGAACAUAUUAGAGAAAUGAACAUAUUUUUUGAUAAACAUCCAUUAGCUGAACCUGCAUUAGGACGAACAUCUAUAAUAGAAGUUGUAUCUAAUAAUAUUAAAUGGUUAGAAAAACACGAAGCUGUUAUUAGUAAUUGGUUGAUCAAUUCCAUCUAAUUUAAAAAAUAAAAUGUGGUAACAUCGUCUAGCUUCUAAACAUUUUAAUAUGUAUCAUAUAAAAAUUAAAAAUAUGAUUUGCUUA
Metopolophium dirhodum (rose-grain aphid) is the source of this 5917-nucleotide messenger RNA. RefSeq lists its product as uncharacterized. Gene Ontology annotation, biological process: peptide catabolic process; proteolysis. Gene Ontology annotation, cellular component: cytoplasm. Gene Ontology annotation, molecular function: peptide binding; zinc ion binding; metalloaminopeptidase activity. The transcript is spliced from 31 exons. NCBI's taxonomy places the organism in Eukaryota, Metazoa, Arthropoda, Insecta, Hemiptera, Aphididae. The record is from RefSeq and is a predicted model, not a curated record. Bases 268 to 5832 code for a protein of 1854 amino acids.